UCUGCGUCACUUCCGUUCCACCAAAACGAACGAGACGAGCGGAGGUUCACUCGGGUCUUGAGUCUGCCAUAUAAUUUAGUAUUUUGUGAAAAAUGUCGCUGAUCUCCGCUCGUUUGGCCUCUUCUGUGGCCAGGCGCCUCCCUAAUACCACAUCUCAGGUGUCGAAAAUUGCGGCGCCAGCAAUCGCUGUCGCCUCCCGCAAGGUCCAUGUGUCCUCCACACAGCGGGCAGCUGAAAUCUCCACCAUUCUGGAGGAGAGAAUCUUAGGUGCUGCACCCAAGGCUGAUCUAGAAGAAACUGGCAAAGUAUUGAGCAUUGGUGAUGGUAUUGCUCGUGUCUAUGGCCUCAAGAACAUUCAGGCUGAGGAGAUGGUGGAAUUCUCUUCUGGACUCAAGGGAAUGGCCCUCAACUUGGAGCCCGACAACGUUGGUGUUGUCGUGUUCGGUAACGACAAGUUGAUUAAGGAAGGCGACAUUGUCAAGCGAACUGGCGCCAUUGUAGACGUGCCUGUAGGUGACCAGCUUCUGGGCCGCGUCGUGGAUGCCUUGGGUAACGCCAUUGACGGCAAAGGUCCCAUUGACACCAAGAACCGCAUGCGUGUCGGUAUCAAGGCUCCUGGUAUCAUCCCUCGUGUGUCUGUACGUGAGCCUAUGCAGACUGGUAUCAAAGCCGUCGAUUCUUUGGUCCCCAUCGGUCGUGGUCAGCGAGAGUUGAUCAUUGGUGAUCGUCAGACUGGCAAGACUGCUCUGGCCAUUGACACCAUCAUCAACCAGCAGCGCUUCAACAAGGGUGAAGAUGAAAAGAAGAAGUUGUACUGCAUCUACGUCGCCAUCGGUCAGAAGAGGUCCACCGUGGCCCAGAUUGUAAAGAGGUUGACAGAUGCUGGUGCCAUUAACUACACCAUCAUCGUAUCCGCCACGGCUUCUGACGCCGCGCCCCUGCAAUACUUGGCGCCAUACUCCGGCUGCGCCAUGGGCGAGUACUUCCGCGACAACGGCAAGCACGCCCUCAUCAUCUACGAUGACUUGUCCAAACAGGCCGUCGCCUACCGUCAGAUGUCCCUGCUGCUGCGUCGUCCCCCCGGUCGUGAGGCUUACCCUGGUGAUGUAUUCUACCUCCACUCGCGUCUGCUCGAGCGUGCCGCUAAGAUGUCCGACAAGAUGGGCGGCGGUUCCCUUACCGCUCUCCCCGUAAUCGAGACCCAGGCUGGUGAUGUGUCCGCUUACAUUCCUACCAAUGUGAUUUCCAUCACAGACGGCCAGAUCUUCUUGGAGACUGAGCUCUUCUACAAGGGUAUCCGGCCAGCUAUCAACGUCGGUCUGUCUGUAUCCCGUGUAGGAUCUGCUGCCCAGACCAAGGCCAUGAAGCAGGUGGCUGGUUCCAUGAAACUGGAAUUGGCCCAAUACCGUGAAGUCGCCGCCUUCGCCCAGUUCGGUUCCGACUUGGACGCCGCCACCCAGCAGCUGCUGAACCGUGGUAUGCGUCUCACCGAGCUGUUGAAACAGGGACAAUAUGUUCCCAUGGCUAUUGAGGAGCAGGUCGCCAUCAUUUACUGUGGUGUCCGUGGCCACCUUGACAAACUGGACCCCUCCAAGAUCACCGCUUUUGAGAAAGAAUUCACCCAGCACAUCAAGACUAGCCACCAAAGCCUGCUCUCGACAAUUGCCAAGGAUGGACAGAUCACACCGGAGUCCGAUGCUACCCUGAAGAAGAUCGUCACUGACUUCCUUGCUACCUUCACACAGUCGCAGUGAACAGUGUAGUCACUGGACAAAAUCUGACUUUGACGUGACAUUGUGUCCCGAAGCAUUUAGGAUAAAUCAUCUAAAUUGAAACUCGUAGCACAAUGUCAAGUCAAACUCUAUGGUACAUUUUAAGUGAUGUCUAACGAAAGCAGUUCUCCCAGUGAUCAAUGUUUUCGUUAGCCGUUUAGUAGUUUUAUCAUUCGUAUGGACUGUAUUGAAUGUUGAUACAAUCAUGGAAUGUAUUUAUCUCGGAAAUGUCAGGAGUGGUUAUAUAUAAAUAAACAUCGUAACAAAUA
Galleria mellonella (greater wax moth) is the source of this 2041-nucleotide messenger RNA. It is a transcript of the gene blw, whose product is annotated as ATP synthase subunit alpha, mitochondrial. Gene Ontology annotation, biological process: proton transmembrane transport; proton motive force-driven ATP synthesis. The transcript is spliced from 10 exons. Lineage: Eukaryota; Metazoa; Arthropoda; Insecta; Lepidoptera; Pyralidae. The record is from RefSeq and is a predicted model, not a curated record. The coding region runs from base 93 to 1754 and encodes 553 amino acids. Gene Ontology annotation, molecular function: proton-transporting ATP synthase activity, rotational mechanism; ATP binding; ADP binding.